AUGGGAGUUGCUCUCAAGCUCCUCGUAGCUUUUCUGCUUGCUGCGUGCUGCCCACACGGAGUUCAAGGUGGAUUUUUCCGACUUCGUUGGUCUGGCGUAUCAGAAGAAAUGAAGCAGCCGUUGAUUGAACAAAAGAAAGAAGAAGCGAAGAUCCCAGUCACUGAGAUACUUCGAAGCCAAGACUGUUCCUUCACCUCCGAAGAAAAACAAAAUGUCUUGCAGAAAGUAGCCCUAAUGGCCCAGCUUGAGAAUUCAGGUGUAAGAAUGGAGUCAAAUGCAUGGGAGGCUGUAAGAUUUGAGGCAAACAAGCAGAGUAUGUUUAUCACUCAUCGAUCGGCCGAUAAACGCAUUAUCACAGUUAUACGAUUCCCUCACUGA
Molecule: messenger RNA, 378 nt
Organism: Puccinia graminis f. sp. tritici CRL 75-36-700-3
Lineage: Eukaryota; Fungi; Basidiomycota; Pucciniomycetes; Pucciniales; Pucciniaceae
Exons: 3
Coding region: 1-378 (125 amino acids)
Source: RefSeq, a predicted model, not a curated record